Messenger RNA from Microsporum canis CBS 113480, 903 nucleotides. RefSeq lists its product as hypothetical. Bases 1 to 903 code for a protein of 300 amino acids. Lineage: Eukaryota; Fungi; Ascomycota; Eurotiomycetes; Onygenales; Arthrodermataceae. The record is from RefSeq and is a predicted model, not a curated record. The transcript has 2 exons. Gene Ontology annotation, cellular component: Mis6-Sim4 complex; kinetochore.
AUGGCGAAGACGGCUGAUGUUGAUGUUGUCGCGGUCGCGAAGGACCAGUCAGUCGAGCUAGAUGAAGAGAUAUCUGCUGUACGCGAUGAAAUUCGAAAGCUCACGGAGAGAAGGCAAGUGUUGUCGGCCAGUCUGCUGUCGAGUAGCGCGGUGAGAAACAGCCUCGAGUCGCAUCUCUUAAACCAGGUCGAUUCUGACACGCCGUCUGCCAUCCUCGAGUCAGGCAGACACGCCGAAACGAACCACCACCGCAUCGUCUUUUCGGCCACUUCCUUUCCGUUCAAGGAUCCGUCACCACAUACAGACUCCCCGGACCUGCUUGGUGUUAGGAUUGACGUUAAUGUGCGUGAUGGCACGUUUGUGAAGCCGUACUAUCUACUCCUUAGACGCGCCGGAGAGGACCGCAAGUCGCUACAGAUACACAGGCAUACAAUACCGGUUUUUAUACCGUUGAAGCAGCUGGAGCAGAGAUACCUCCCCAGACAGGCCACUGAUGGUGACCCUGGCAACCUGAAACCAUGGAAGAGAAGGAAGCAAAACCUCAAGGCGCUGGUACGGGAAUUGCGCCGUGAACUUGUCGCAUGGCAUCUUCGGAGAGAUGUAGUGGCUUUACUACAAGAACAGCUAGGGAUUACUGGCGCGGGUUCCGUUGAUCUACCGGUAGAGUCUAACGCACAUACGUUGGGAAUAUCAUCUGUCACUGCUGCGUCUGUCGAGGCUAGAUAUAUACGGAUCCAGUGGCAGGACGGACGCAUCGGCAGAGUCAAGGUAUCUAAUCGAGGGCUGGUUGAAAGGGUUAUCAUCAUAGGCGACAAUGGUCGUGACAAGAUAACAGAGACCAUCAUUGCUGGAGGUGAUGCUCGUGCUGAAGGCAUAGUACAACGACUCGUCGACAAGACAUGA